This is a messenger RNA of Mobula hypostoma (lesser devil ray), 3078 nucleotides long. Its product is annotated as autophagy-related protein 16-like. The coding region runs from base 28 to 1800 and encodes 590 amino acids. Gene Ontology annotation, molecular function: protein binding. Gene Ontology annotation, biological process: autophagosome assembly; negative stranded viral RNA replication. The record is from RefSeq and is a predicted model, not a curated record. The transcript has 18 exons. Gene Ontology annotation, cellular component: autophagosome membrane. NCBI's taxonomy places the organism in Eukaryota, Metazoa, Chordata, Chondrichthyes, Myliobatiformes, Myliobatidae.
UUGCCAAUCCCGUCUGUCACUGCCGCCAUGGCGGUGGGAGAUCCCGGUCGCUGGCGAGCGAACAUCUCCCGGCAGCUCCAGGAGAGGGACCGCAACCAAAAGCAGCGCUUCAAGACCAUCAUCAACUCCUAUAACCAACUCCUGGAGAAAUCAGACUUCCUUCAACACUGGUUGGGCACGCGUGAUCCCUACUUUCCCUCUGUUCCCAGUCCCACACAGGAGCCUGAAACCACAGAUUCACACCAGCAACAUUACCAAGAAGAGAUCUCGAAACUGCAACGUAUCAAUGGCGAGCUUGCCCAGGAAGUGUUUGAACGAAACAAGGAUUACAGACAGAAGGAGAUGGAGCUGCAGGCGGCGCAGAGCAGGCUGGCGGAGCUGCUGGAGAAGCUGGCGGAGAUGGAGGAGGAACGGAGGAAGCUGUUGGGUCAAGUGGCAUCGCUGGAGCAGGCGAACCGGACGGUGAAGGGCGAGUACGACGCCUUGCGGCUGCAGUACCAUGCACAGUGGCAACAGUUGCGCCAGCGCGAGCUCGAGGCCUCCGAGCUGAUCCACAACCUGCUGAUCCUCAAGUCCCGUGAGGCUCAGCACCUCAACAACAGCAUCGAGAAGCCCAGGAGGGCUGAGCAGAGACAUCUACAGAAGGAUCUGGCAAUUGCUUCAAGUACCCCAAUCUCCAAGAAACCGGAGCCACUUCACUGGGAACCAGUUGUCCCACAGGAGGAAUCAGGGUCGCACGAAGGCACAGAUCUCAAAUCCCGCUUGGCUCCCAGGUCAGCCUCUUUCAGCCUUCCGGACCAGUCCAAGGUCCUCCAGACCAUCAAAGGGUUCUUUCGGAUACGCUCCAGUGCCUCCUGCAGUGAAAUUGACUGCAGCCCCACUGGCAUCUUCUCCAUCUCCAGGAUCCCCGCCUGUGUCCGGCAUAGUGUGUUUGCACAUGACGGAGAGGUUAACACUGUCAAGUUCUCCCCAAGUUCCAAGAUCCUAGCCACAGGAGGAAGUGACAGGAUUGUGAAGCUGUGGGACAUUGUUGGAGGCACCCUACAGAACAGGAAGACCCUGGAGGGGAGCAAUGACGGGGUGACCAGCAUCGACUUUGACCCAUCGGGUCUGCAGCUGCUGGCCGGAUCAUACGACAACUCAGCACGCCUGUGGAGCCUGAGGGACUGUGAGCUCAAGCACACGCUAUCAGGUCACAGUGCAAAGGUCACGGCUGCAAAGUUCAGGUGCUUUUACCGAGAGGUGGUGACGGGGAGCCACGAUAGGACGAUCAAAAUCUGGGACCUCAAUAAAGAAGCCUGUGUGAAGUCAUUGUCUGUCCCAUCUCGGUGUAGCGACGUCGUGUGCUCCGAUUACAGCAUCAUUAGCGGGCACUUUGACAAGAACGUGCGGCUGUGGGAUAGCAGGUCGGGAGUCCAGACCGACGCCAUCGUACUGCAGGGGAAGGUGACAUCCUUGGACAUCAACCAGGACCGGACGCAGUUGCUCGGGUGCUCUCGGGAUGACCUCCUGAGUGUGGUGGACUUGCGGAUGAACAGGGUCAUGAAGGAGCUCAGGUCAGAAGGGUUCAAGUGUGGAGCUGAUUGGACCAAAGCGAUUUUCAGCCCCGAUGGGUGCUAUGCUGUGGUCGGAUCCUCGGAUGGGACGCUCCACAUCUGGGACGUCCACACCGGGGACGUGAAGGCAGCCCUGUCUGGAGAGCACAGGUCCUCCAUUAAUGCCGUCUCCUGGUCGCAGUCGGGCGAGUACCUGGUCAGUGUGGACAGAGCGAAGGUGGCCAAUCUCUGGACUGACUACUGACACAUCCAUGGGAGCGACAUGCAGUACGCAUCAUCGGUUCGAUACCUCUGGGCAAGAGCCUGCUCUGGGUCCCUCCUGGGCAGUGGGACAUGUUAUAGUUAAGCUGAGUCUUUGUAAGGUGUUGAUCAGACCGCAUCUGGAGUAUUGUGAGCAGUUUUGGGCCCCAUAUCUAAGAAAGGAUGUGCUUGCUUUGAAGAGGGUCCAGAGGAGGUUCCUUUGAAUGAUCCCAGGAAUGAAAGGAUUAACAUAUGACCAACGUUUGAUGGCUCUGGGCACUGGAGUUUAAAAGAAUGAGAGGGGAUUGCAUUGAAACCUAUUGAAUAUCGAAAGGCCUAGAUAAAAUGGAUGUGGAGAGGAUGUUUCUAACAGUGGGAGAGUCUAGGACCAGAGGGCACAGCUGCAGAAUCGAAGGAUGUCCCUUUAGAACAGGGAUGAGGACAAAUUUCUUUAGCCGGAGGGUGGUGAAUCUGUGGAAUUGUUUAGUCAGGGUGUCAAAGAUUACAGGGAGAAGACAGGAGAAUGGGUUUGAGAGGGAUAAUAGAUCACCCAUGAUGGAAUGGUGGAGCAGAUGCGAUGGGCCAAAUAGUCUACUCCUAUGACUUCUGGUUUAAUGACCCAGGCCUGGGAAGUGAAGAGACAGAGGAGAGGAAAGAUCUGUGGGCAACUGUGUUAUUGGUAGACUGGUGCUAAUAACCCGUGACUAGAAAUGUAAAGCCAUCCACUAAAUUCCAACUUCCGUGACCAUUAAUUAUUUUGAAGGGAAGCAACAAGUUUGGAGGUUGGACAGACAGUGAGUCACAGGAAGGCAUGUCGAACUCAGAAGUUCAGCUGGAUCUGUCACGAGAAGAGAAAUGCAGGAAACCACUUAGCUGGCCAGGAAACAUCUGCAGAUGGGGCAGGGGCCUUAGGCUUAAAAUCAUUGGGUCAUCAGCUGACCUUGGAGGAGGAAUGAGGUAUCCCAUUGGCUGCUGGGACUGGGAGCCAGCGGGCGAUUGGACACUAUUCCAAGCUCUGUCACUGGGACUGAUAACCAGAUAAACAGAAAAGAAAUCUAAGGAAGUCCUUAAGGAAGUCAUCUCCAUCGAGUCCUGGAAUACUCUGGCCUGUGACCAAAGUGGAUUUGGGAUAAUAAACACGAGAAUAUCUGCAGGUGCUGGGAAUUCAAGCAAUACACAAAAUGCUGUAGGAACUCAGCAGGCCAGGCAGCAUCUAUGGGAAAGAGUACAGUCAAUGUAGCAGCCUGAGACCCUUCGUCAGGACUGGAAAAAAAGAUGAGAA